Vicugna pacos (alpaca) is the source of this 775-nucleotide messenger RNA. It is a transcript of the gene FABP3, whose product is annotated as fatty acid binding protein 3. Lineage: Eukaryota; Metazoa; Chordata; Mammalia; Artiodactyla; Camelidae. The record is from RefSeq and is a predicted model, not a curated record. Gene Ontology annotation, molecular function: lipid binding.
CUCAGCAGUCAGGCAUAACGGGGAGGUGUCCUUGAGCCUUGAAGAGCUGGCUGGAAAGGCAGAAUUUCUGAAGUAGGGUGAGGAGGGAACCGCCGACCGGAGGAAACGCUCGUAGCUGUGCGCAGAGCCUAGCCUCACCAUGGUGGACGCGUUCGUGGGCACCUGGAAGCUAGUGGACAGCAAGAAUUUCGAUGACUACAUGAAGUCACUAGGUGUGGGUUUUGCUACCAGGCAGGUGGGCAAUAUGACUAAGCCUACCACAAUCAUUGAAGUGAAUGGGGACACAAUCACCGUAAAAACGCAAAGCACCUUUAAGAACACAGCGAUCAGCUUCAAGCUGGGAGUGGAGUUCGAUGAGACAACAGCAGAUGACAGGAAGGUCAAGUCCACUGUGACGCUGGAUGGAGGCAAACUUGUCCACCUGCAGAAGUGGAAUGGACAAGAGUCAACACUUGUGCGGGAACUCGUUGAUGGGAAACUCAUCCUGACGCUCACCCACGGCAGUGUAGUUAGCACUCGCACUUAUGAGAAAGAGGCAUGACCUGCCCAUUCCUUCACCACCUGCUCCUCUGCCAACUGGCUGCUCCUGGACUCCGUACCAGAUUGCCUCAUUUUUCCUUCUGGCAUUUUGUACAAAUGCACUGAUUGGGGAAGUUCUUCUGGGGUCAGGUGGCACCAGCCUGGAUCCAGUUCCAGUUCUCAUUGUGUAUGCUUGCUUUUUAAACUGCAUCCAAAGGGUGCUCUGAGGUCAAUAAAGCACAGCCAAGGCCACCCA